GAGAGGGGGAGUGAGAAAGACCAGAAGAACAAGACAGAGCAUGCCUGAGCUGCAUCUGAAGUUUGUUCCUAACAUAGUUUGACUUCUCCUCACUCCUUGAGAUAUGAGACUCGCAGACUAAACACAUGUGUCUUUAACAGCUGAUUUAUUAGAUUAUCAGCCUGGUCGCGAUGAGUGUGUCUGCAGCGUCUGCAGGGACGGGAGUGUUUGUGCUCUCCUUGAUGUCCAUCCCCAUCUGCUAUUUAUUUAAUUCCCUCAUAGCCAACAGCGCUCAAGCUUUCAUCUUCGCUGGGUGUUCAACAGUCAUCAUCAUCCUGUCAAUUGCACAUUUUAUGUUCAAGAAGAAGGCUCCAGCAGAUCCUCUUUUCUAUGUGUAUGCAGUGUAUGCCUUCUUCAGUGUUGUGAAUCUGAUAAUUGGGUUGGAGCAGGACAACAUCAUUGAUGGAUUUGUGACAUUUUACCUCAGGCAGGCAGAUCCACAUAUUAACACAGCACAUGGGCACAUGAUCUCCUACUGGGAUGGCUGUGUUCACUAUCUCAUGUAUCUGCUCAUGAUUGCUGCGAUUACUUGGGGGGACAGUUACCGAGCCAUUGGUCUCUACUGGGUGGGAUCUUUUCUCAUGCGUGCCAUAGUCUACAUUCUUGGGAGUACUGUGGGAAAGCAUGGAACCGAAGUUAAUUAUUUCUUCCUCCUCCACAUGCUAUACAUCUCGGUGUCUAUUUGGGCCUGCUUCCGCAUCUUCAGUCAGCCCUCCACACAGGAAGAUGAGUUGGCUGAGGCUGAACAAAAAAGUUUACUACACAGACCUCUGGACUUACUGUUCAUCAUCUACCUCGUCCCUGCUUUCGCUUUCUGUGUCUUCAGAGGCCUGGUUGUUCUGGACUGUUCCAGCACAUGGUGUCAAGAGUACACACAGCAGUACGAGCCUUACCUGAAAGACCCUACUGCCUAUCCUAAAGCACAGAUGCUGGUGGGCAUGCUGUACUCUGGACCGUACUACAUCAUUACUCUCUACGGGCUGAUGGUCCCUGGAUGUGAGUGGAUGCCGGACCUGACUCUGGUGCACUCUGGAGCUCUGGCACAGGCCCAGUUCACUCAUAUCUGUGCAUCACUUCACACACGGACACCGUUCUCAUACAGAGUGCCUGCUGGCGGCCAGCCUGUCUUCUUGCUGGUCAACAUCCUGUACGCUCUGAUGCCUCAGGCUCUGUGCUACCGCUGCCGCACCAGGCCUGCCUUCUUCCUCAGGCCAACGCCAGAUAAAAAGACUGAUUGAAAGAGAGGCGUGAGAGUUCCAGGGAUGUCAAUGAUGCCUAAAUAAAAGGAUUGCAAAGUA
Molecule: messenger RNA, 1337 nt
Organism: Trematomus bernacchii (emerald rockcod)
Lineage: Eukaryota; Metazoa; Chordata; Actinopteri; Perciformes; Nototheniidae
Product: transmembrane 6 superfamily member 1-like
Exons: 10
Coding region: 171-1277 (368 amino acids)
Cellular component (GO): lysosomal membrane
Source: RefSeq, a predicted model, not a curated record